Molecule: messenger RNA, 1986 nt
Organism: Mauremys mutica (yellowpond turtle)
Lineage: Eukaryota; Metazoa; Chordata; Testudines; Geoemydidae
Product: vegetative cell wall protein gp1-like
Exons: 2
Coding region: 1-1986 (661 amino acids)
Source: RefSeq, a predicted model, not a curated record
AUGCUCCCGCCGCUGCUGCUGGAGCCGCCGCGGGACUCCUGGCCCGCGGCCCAAUUGCCGCUUCCUGGGGGCCCCCGCAGCGCGUCCCCGCCGCCGCCGCUCGAGCCGCUGGGGAACUCCUGCCCCGCGUCCCGGUGGCCGCCGCUUGAGCCGCCGGGAGAUCCCGGCCCCGCGCCCCGGCUGCUGCCGCCCGGGUGGACCAGGGAGCCCCGCGGCGCUCUCCUGCUGCCGCUGCUUGGGCUGCCCGGGGACUCCUGCUCCGUGCCUCGGCUGCCGCUGCCCGAGCCGCCGGGGGAUCCCAGGCCCGUGCCCUGGCUGCCGCUGCCCGAGCCCCCGGGGGAUCCCAGGCCCGUGCCCCGGCGGCCCCUGCCCGAGCCGCCGGGGGAUCCCAGGCCCGUGCCCCGGCGGCCGCUGCCCGAGCCUCCGGGGGAUCCCAGGCCGCCCGUGCCCCGGCGGCCGCUUCCCGAGCCGCUGGGGGAUCCCAGGCCCGUGCCCCGGCGGCCCCUGCCCGAGCCGCCGGGGGAUCCCAGCCCUGCGUCCCGGCGGCCCCUGCCCGAGCCGCCGGGGGAUCCCAGCCCCGCGUCCUGGCUGCCGCUGCCGCCCGUGCAGCAUGAGGAGCCCGGCCACGUGCUCCAGCCGCUAAUGCCUGAGCCGCGGGGGGAUCCCUGCCCUAUGACCCAGUCGCCCGUGCGGCCUGCAACCAGGAGUCUGCCCCCGUGCGAACACGCCGCUCCAGACCCCGCGAGACCUGACUGCCGACCGCUGAAACCGCCAAGAGACGCCUCCCCUGCCCUCCUGCGCUCACCAACCACACCCCCCGCACCCCAGGAGCCCCAGAUGCCACGAGAUGACCCCCCUGUUCUCCUGCGAUGGCCGGACACGCCUCCUGCACCCCAGCAACCCCCACCGCUGAGGGACAACCACCCUGACCCCCUACAGGACACCCACACCUCCCAGGAACCCCAGCCACUGGGAGGAACCCCAAGUACUCCCGAGACACAGCCACUGCUGAAGGACGCCCCCCCCACCACCAGCCGUGCGACGGAAGACGACCAGGAGGGCCCUAACGCUCCACAAAAUGGCUGCUCCGCCCCGGACACCGUCUACCUCCAAUACCCCCUCACCACAGACGCGCUCAUCUGCCCCAUCUGCCUGCCGCCUCGACGCUUCCAUCUCCUCGGAGGGGUCACCAGACAUCUGAGGAGAUACCACAACCAGUCCACCGCCUUCAGCUGCGCCCUUUGCAGCCUGCCCUUCGAGUCCCAGAAGAAAUGCAAGGCACAUCAGGCCAGCUGCAAGAAAGCCCGCACAACAACAGCUCCAGUUCCGGUCCCCCGCCAUCCUGUGUCCCAGCCCGCUGCUCCUGCGCUGCAAAGAGCCAGAGCGACCCUGCCAACCGCUGCCCAGAAACCCACUCCAGCCCCUGCGCUGGUGGACCAGGGCACUGUGGCCAAAACGACGACUACCACAGCGAGAAACGUCGACCGAGCCCCUACCAACUGGAGUCCCUUCACACCCACCCAAGUCUCCCGGAAGCUCUCUGAACUAAGGCGUCUCAGUGCCCCCUCCAACCAAUGCGACCCCGCCCCGAGAAGGGUCAGCGCUCCGCCAUGCGUGGCCGCCCGAGACCCUGCUGCUGGAGGCACCAAGGCUGGCUCUCGGUCUACCCUGCGAGCACCAGCCACAAGGGGUGCCAACGCAACUCCUCAGCCCGCCUUGCGAACCCCACCCGUCAGGGGAACGAGGAUCACCCCCCAGACCGCCCCGCACACUGCUACCAUCAGCGGAGCCAACGCCACGAACAGACCACAGCACCCGACCCCCGCUGUCAGACGGGUCGACACAGACCCAAAAGACACCAGGCCGAUUCCUGCCACCAGAAGGUCAUGCGCUCCUACAGCAACCCCCGAGAUGACAGCUGCACACGUAAGACCGGGCGUCACCUCCGCACCCACCGUCCCAAACCUGAUCCCACCUGUGGGAUAA